AUGGUUCUCGAAGCUACUAUGAUUGCCAUUGACAACUCAGAAUAUAUGAGAAAUGGAGAUUAUUUAACAACAAGAUAUGAAGCACAAUUAUCGGCAACAGAAUUCAUCUUCCAAAAUAAAAUAAACUCGAAUCCAGAGAAUACAGUUGGAUUAUUAGCAUAUGGUGGAAAUGGGCCUCAAGUAUUAUCAACAUUAACAACUGAUUUUGGUAAAGUUCUUUCCGGAGUUCAUGAAACUAAAAUAUCAGGUGAAAAUCAUUUCUCGAGUGGAAUUCAAGUUGCUGCUUUAGCAUUAAAACAUCGUGGAAACAAAGUACAACAACAAAGGAUCAUUGUAUUUGUUGGUAGUCCAAUUCAAGAAUCGGAUAAAGAAUUAGAGAAAUUGGCUAAAAAGAUGAAAAAGAAUAAUGUUGCAAUUGAUAUAAUAAACUUUGGUGAAGAAGGUGUCAAUACCCCAAAAUUGGAGAAAUUUAAUUCAAUUAUAAAUAAUCAUGAUAAUUCUCAUUUAGUUACAGUUCCACCUGGUCCAAGAUUAUUAUAUGAAGUAAUUGCCACUUCUCCAAUCUUAAUAGAUGAAAGCUUUGCUGGUGGAUCUGAUAUGGACUUCUUUGGAGGUGCUGGAGGCGCUGGAGAUUUCGUUGAUCCUUCAAUGGAUCCUGAUUUAGCAUUGGCUUUAAGACUUUCUAUGGAAGAAGAAAAGGCAAGACAAGAACGUGAAGCUGCUGAAAAGGCAAAGAAGGAGGCAGCCGCUUCCAAUGAAGGUAGUGGAUUAGAAAAGAUCAAUGAAGAUAAAAAGGAAGAAGAAGAUGGUGAUGUUAAUAUGGAAGAUACAAAGUAA
Messenger RNA from Hemisphaericaspora subhashii, 837 nucleotides. It is a transcript of the gene RPN10, whose product is annotated as proteasome regulatory particle base subunit. The transcript has a single exon. Gene Ontology annotation, molecular function: polyubiquitin modification-dependent protein binding. Bases 1 to 837 code for a protein of 278 amino acids. The record is from RefSeq and is a predicted model, not a curated record. Gene Ontology annotation, cellular component: cytosol; proteasome regulatory particle, base subcomplex; nucleus. Gene Ontology annotation, biological process: proteasome-mediated ubiquitin-dependent protein catabolic process. NCBI's taxonomy places the organism in Eukaryota, Fungi, Ascomycota, Pichiomycetes, Serinales, Debaryomycetaceae.